UUGAACGUCACAACUUCCGGGUUGUCUACUUGCAGCAGCCAUAUUCCGUUCUUCAAGGGUAUCUGCAGAGACAAGGCCAGACAACAUGUACCGGUUUGCGAAAGCUGCAGCCAACAUCGGUGGUCAGGCUGUGCGACAGGUGAGACAUGGAUCCACCGCCCCUCAGGACUUUCACUCCAAGUACGGCAUGGGUGUGCUCGUCGGUGGAGCUGCCUUCUGCACAUCUGUGUGGGGAUAUGUGCUGACUCAGACUGGUAUCACCUGGAACCUUUCCCCAGUAAGGAAGGUCAUGCCCAAAGCGUGGAGAGAGGCUGAGGAGUGAAGAGCCGACAUGAAAGACCUGCUUCCCACCCAGAAACCCUGUGGUUGUACAGAUGAAAAACAAAAUAUCUGCGUUUUCAGACAGCAAAGUCUCAUGUUUAUUCCACAUGUUGUAUUGUCCAAAUAAAUUAACUGUAA
This is a messenger RNA of Melanotaenia boesemani (Boeseman's rainbowfish), 459 nucleotides long. Its product is annotated as cytochrome c oxidase subunit 7B, mitochondrial. The record is from RefSeq and is a predicted model, not a curated record. Gene Ontology annotation, biological process: mitochondrial electron transport, cytochrome c to oxygen. Lineage: Eukaryota; Metazoa; Chordata; Actinopteri; Atheriniformes; Melanotaeniidae. Bases 86 to 322 code for a protein of 78 amino acids. The transcript has 3 exons.